This is a messenger RNA of Pararge aegeria (speckled wood butterfly), 2022 nucleotides long. It is a transcript of the gene AspRS-m, whose product is annotated as aspartate--tRNA ligase, mitochondrial. The transcript has a single exon. Gene Ontology annotation, cellular component: mitochondrion; cytoplasm. Gene Ontology annotation, molecular function: aspartate-tRNA ligase activity; ATP binding; nucleic acid binding. Lineage: Eukaryota; Metazoa; Arthropoda; Insecta; Lepidoptera; Nymphalidae. The coding region runs from base 80 to 1975 and encodes 631 amino acids. The record is from RefSeq and is a predicted model, not a curated record. Gene Ontology annotation, biological process: aspartyl-tRNA aminoacylation.
AAAAAAUUCUGUGAAUAUACUUCCAGCUAUGAAGUAAGCAUCAGUUUGCAUUAUAUGAACUAAGUUUAAAGAACUUUUUAUGCUUAGAAUAAUGUGGGGACGAAGCAAUCUGUGUACAAAAUUAUUAAACAAUUUUCACACAAAAUAUUAUGAUGUGAAAGUGCAAAGGACAAUACAAACUUUAAUAAAUGGAAAUCGAAUAAUAAAACAGCGGUCGUUUAAUACGCAGCGGUUAGAUAUUACCAUCGAGGAAAGUAACCAAAAACUAUGCCAUGACAAAAAACAACUCGAUUGUAGUACAUUUACAUAUAGGACCCAUACAUGCGGAGAUUUAAGGUCAGAACAUGUCGGUCAGAACGUAGUAUUAUGCGGCUGGGUCCAAUAUGCACGGUUAUCAAAAUUUUUACUUAUAAGGGACUCAUAUGGACUAACACAAUGUAUUGUCAACAAUACAUAUAUUAAUAUCAAUGAUUUGCCUUUGGAAACCAUAGUUAAAGUUGUUGGAACAGUGGCGUCACGUCCGAAAGAUAUGUAUAACCAUGAAAUGGCCACAGGUGAAAUAGAAAUUAUCAUUAAUAAAUUGGAGAUACUCAAUGAGGUAAGUAAAUUGCCGUUCAAUUUGAGAAAAUAUCAAAAGCCUAAAGAGCAGCUGCGCCUCCAACAUAGGUAUAUUGAUUUGAGGUUCCCAGAGAUGCAAAACGUUCUGAGACAGCGGUCAAAAAUGGUACAUAAUAUGAGAAAGUUUUUAGUUGAGGAACAUAGCUUUGUUGAAGUUGAAACUCCAACGUUAUUUUGCAGAACACCAGGUGGGGCUAGAGAGUUUGUUGUGCCAACUCAUCACUCUGGAUUAUUUUACUCUUUAGUUCAAAGUCCACAACAAUUUAAGCAAAUGCUUAUGGCUGGUGGUAUAGAUAGAUACUUUCAGAUAGCUAGAUGUUAUAGAGAUGAAGCAACAAGGCCAGAUAGACAACCUGAGUUUACUCAACUUGAUAUUGAAUUAUCCUUUACAAGUUUAAAUGGUAUUAUUAAUCUUAUUGAGUUACUACUAAUAAAAACAUUUGAUGGCAAACUCCCAAAGUUACCUUUUAAGAGAAUUACCUAUAUGGAAGCAUUAGAAAGUUAUGGUACUGAUAAACCAAACUUAAGAUAUGACCUGAAGUUAAAAAAUGUAAGUUCUUUAUUCAGUCAGUCUUCCACAGAUACAAAUUUUGGUGCAUUUGUGUUGCCAUAUACAAGUAAAUUGGUUAAACUUACUGCUAAGUACAAAGAAAAGAUUAAUGAGAUAAGAAAAAAGUAUAAUGUUAGAGUUGUUUUAAAUGAGAAUAUAUCUAAAGAGAUUGGUCAUGAAAUCAACGAGGAGAUUAAAAGUAUUAUUGGUGAAGAAAAUGAUAUAAUUUUAAGUGUAGGUGAUAAAAAAAAUGUAUGUUUAUGUUUGGGUGAAAUAAGAAAUGUUUUGACUGCAGUUUUAGAACUUAAAAGUUUAAUAAAAAUAAAUGAUGAUCUAGAACCAUUUUGGAUUGUAGAUUUUCCACUAUUUGAGAUGGGAGAAGAUGGCUUACAGCCUUGCCAUCAUCCAUUUACAGCACCCCAUCCAGAUGACUUGCAUUUAUUGAAUACAGAUCCUUUAAAAGUCAGAUCACUUGCUUAUGAUAUUGUUCUAAAUGGCCAUGAAAUAGGUGGUGGGUCUGUCCGAAUACAUAAUGCAGAACUUCAAGAAAGAAUUUUGAAGAUGUUGAAUAUUGAUUCAAGUAAAUUGUCUCAUUUUAUGAACGCACUAAAAAGCGGGUGCCCUCCUCAUGCUGGAAUUGCACUAGGUAUUGAUAGAUUGAUGGCAGUUUUAUGUACUGCAGAGUCCAUAAGAGAUGUGAUAGCAUUUCCCAAAAGUCAUGAUGGCAAGGAUCCCUUAUCUGGAGCACCAAAUAAAAUAAGCAGCGAUGACCAAAAGUAUUAUCACAUAAAAAGUACUGAAACAUAGAUAAUCAAAUUUAUUUACAUAUUUCAAUAAAUUAUGUAUUUCAAAUG